AGUCCGAGUUAGAUGGAGCCGCCCAAUACAGCGCCUGAUUGUGUACCAAAUACACGUGGGCGUGACUUCAAGGCAAUACAGGCAGUAUAAAAAUUGACGCCCCGUAAGAAUGUUGUUCGACGAGCUCAAGAACCGAGUGCGCCAUGUCGUCCACGCCGAUCACGGUGCUGAUCACCGGGGCCAACAAAGGCCUGGGCUUCGAGAUGGUGCGUCAACUGUCGGAGGAUAAAGGGCGAGUGAAGAAACUGUUUGCCUGCUGCAGAGACCCAAAUGGACCCACAGCUGAAGCCUUACAUACACUGGCAAAAAAGUAUCCAGACAUCAUUGUCAUCGUCAAUAUGGAUGUCACUGAUGAGAGCAGCAUACAAGAGGCGGCCAAGGUGAUCACCCCACUCCUAGGCAGCGAGGGCCUCAACCUGCUCAUCAACAACGCUGGAUUGGGAUUGGAAUCAUCGCUGCAGACCGCCACGACAAAGGACAUGUUGGACUCUUUCAACACAAACGUUAUUGGUCCAAUGAACAUUAUCAAAGAGUUCCUUCCUCAUCUUCGGACAGCAGCGAAGGCCAGCAAGAUUUCAGGGAUGUCCUGCAACAAAGCAGCUGUCAUUAAUAUCUCCGCGAUGGAAGGUUCAAUGGACGUGACAAAGGAGACUUAUUCAUACAUGGCUAUUGUGCCAUUCCGUGUCAGUAAGGCCGCUUUGAAUAUGCUGACAGUGUGCGCUGCGGAGGAGAUGAAGAAGGAGAAGAUCCUGUUUUCACUGCUGCACCCUGGAUGGGUGCGCACAGAUACUGGUGGACCAGAGGGGGAAAUUGAUGCCCAAACCAGCGUGAAGGGGAUGCUUAAAGUGAUGUCCACCAUGAAAGAUAAGCACAAUGGAAUCUUCCUGGAUUACCAGGGCAGCCCCAUGCCUUGGUAGCAUCACAUCAAAAUGAACCAAAAUAAAGUUAUUCUGCUUACUUGGAUAAA
Doryrhamphus excisus (bluestripe pipefish) is the source of this 967-nucleotide messenger RNA. RefSeq names its product C-signal-like. Lineage: Eukaryota; Metazoa; Chordata; Actinopteri; Syngnathiformes; Syngnathidae. The record is from RefSeq and is a predicted model, not a curated record. Gene Ontology annotation, molecular function: oxidoreductase activity. Gene Ontology annotation, cellular component: cytoplasm.